CUAGAAAUGGUUACAGGGUUGGAAAUCCCUCCCCACUUCCAAACAUGGACAGGAAGCGAAGAAGACCAGAUGGUUAUUACAAUGGCUUUGGGCACCGCCCAAAUAAAAUCCCCAGGGAAUCUCCCAGAGGAAAUCCAGCGCCAGGCAGAGGUGGAUACCACAGGCAAGGCCCCAACUUCCCACUGGACCUGUGGUCAUUCCUUGGUAAUCUGGAAAACAGUGAUCGGCAGAACACCGUUUUACCGUUCCUCCUGAAACAUCGAGAUGAAUUGGCAGAAAUACUCAAUAGGAUGGAGCUGGGGAGCACUGAAGUCCACUGUGUGAUUAGGGGCCUAAAGAUAGCAGCAGAAAUGGCCACCAGCAAAGAAGAGACUCGACGCAUUCUUCAGUUAGUGAUCUGCUCUGUGUUCCUGCUGAGGAGCUUGCUUCAUUCCAUAGCCGUCUUCCAUGACUGUGACAGCCAGAUUGACAAAGGCGCCCUGGACAAUCUCAUUGGGUUUCUUCGCCACCUGGUGCUGGUGUUUCCUGAGAACAUUCAAACCCACAUCUCCAUUCCUGUGGACUUGCUCAGUGCCCGGCUGCAGAGACUUCAGAGCUUGGGUUCUCGGUUUUCUUGGCCUGUGAAGAAACAGCUGCUUGACCUCGUGUGUGCUGUCAAUGAGGCGUUCCCGAGAGAGCAGAGUGGGCUGAGGUGGGGGAUAUUCACCCAGGAACCGCCCAAAGACUUCCACCACCUUUCCAUCUUUCCCAGGUCCGAGGACAUGGUUGGCCCAGUGAACCCCCCGGUGCUCCCCAAUAAAGUCACGGGACCUUACGAGAGCAGUUAUGCCUACUUGGACACCCACUUCCGGCUCCUACGUGAAGACUUAGUGAAGUCGCUGAGAGAAGGCGUUACAGCCUGCCUUGCACCGAGGAGCCAUUUUGUGGAGGCAGCUGGUCAGAUCAGCGAGCUGAAGAUGUAUAAGAACGUCCAGGUUCUGCACCCGGUUUGCCAGUGGGAAGGAGUCACGUACAAGGCGCAGUUCGACGUGGACAAGUUUCGCCGCGGAGCCUCCUGGGGUUCCCGGAGAUUGGGGAAAGGGUCCCUGGUUUGCCUCCUGGCAAUGGAUUGUGAGGAGAUAUUCUUCGCCUCAGUAGCAAAGUGGCUGUCCCCAGGGCUGGUCUCACUCCAGUUCUCCACCAGUCACGCGGAACUGUCCAAGCAUAUCUACAGGCACCGCUUCAUCAUGGUGGAGUCGCCGGCUUUCUUCGAAGCCUAUCGAUACGUCCUCCGGGGGCUCCAAGAGAUAGACGUGAAGCGAGUCCCUUUCCAGCGAUACAUUGUGAAGUGUAAAUCCUCAGUCCAUCCACCUGCCUAUCUUCAGCAGCAGAACAUCAGCCUGGAUCUGCUGCCCUUGCUCAGAAACAUUAAAGAUGUGGGUGAAGCUGGGAUGGAGAGUGAUUUGCAGAAGGACAUCUGCCCACCAGUGGAGCCAGGACCAGACCAGACCCUUACAGAACAGCAGACAGAGGAACAGGGCCACCUCACAGAGGAUUCCUUUGAUCUGACUGAGGAUAGUGUUAGCUCAGCAGAAAUGAGAAUGGAGGAAGCAGCAGAGGAGGUGAAUCCAUUGGAAGAGAAAGUGAGGACUGCAGAGGAAUCGAUUCAACGCGUAGUUGAGGGUGAUGGGAACAUGGAAGAGGAGCAUCAUCCAGUAGCAGAGGGAAGCUCUGGCCUUGCAGGAGGGUUUAUCGAUAUCAGAGACCAGCCGCUCCAGCCAGCGGAGAAGACACCUGGCCCAGCGCUGGGCACUGCUGGCUCCACUGGGAGGGGCAGCAACCCAGCUGGGAAGAGCAUGGAUCCCGGACAGCUGAGGUGUAAGCCAAUGGGUCAAGGUGGGACCCCAAUGGGGCAAGGUGGCAACCUCACAGGGAAGAACAAGUACAAAGUCAAUCCAUUUAAGCAAGAUUUCCGGUCUCUGCGAUGGUUGAAGCAUUUUGACAGAUCUCAGCUAAAGGCUCUUCAAAAGGCCCUCAAACGGGAAUUUGCAUUAAUCCAAGGCCCUCCUGGAACAGGAAAGAGUUUCCUUGGGUUAAAAUUGGUGGAGCUGCUGCUACAUAAUCAGAGUCUCUGGCAGAACAACGAUGGGAAUCACAGCCCCAUUCUGAUCGUCUGCAAAACCAAGCAUGCCCUGGAACAGUUCCUGGAAGGGAUACUCGAGUUUAAACCCACGGGGAUUGCGCGUAUUGGGGGAUACCCCAGAAACAAGAAGCUUCAGAUGUUCUCCCUGGAGGCACUUCGCAGGGACACAUUACAGAAGAUCCUGACUCCCACACAGAGGCGCAGAUUCAAAGAGCUUAAAGAGAAAAUUGAAUCUAUUAAGGAAGACAUCAUGUACUGCUGCAAAAUCCUGAAACUGCUCCCAGAGGGAAUCCUACAUGAGAAGGAGUUGGAACCAGAAAUGAAGCUGGACAUGAAAGAGUUCGGACUGACCUCGAUCCCACUUGACAAUAUGGAGGAGAUGGUCAUAUUGAAGUGGCUGAAAAUUCCCUCUCACCUCUGGCCACAGAAUGGAACUGAGAGGGGGAUAUCUCACAGGAGGCAAGAGGCAGAAUCCAACAGAUACUUCUCAUACUGUCCAUCAGACAAAUCCCCUUCAACUGAGUUUAACUGCAGAUACAGAGCAGGCGAGGAUGAUGAGGAUGAGGUCGAGUUUGAUCUGGACAGCAGUGACCCCUGUGACCCUCCGUGCAAUGCUGAGCAGUGGGCGAGAGAAAAGUUUGCCUACACCACGGACACUGACACAAGUGAUACAGAUGCAGUGAGAAUUCGGGAAUACUUGGCAGAUCAAAGCAUCAUGGGGAAGGAGGAGGUCUGGAACAUCGAAGACGUUUGGGAGCUAAAUCUUGAUGAUCGAUGGCGUUUGUACAGGAAAUGGAAACUGGCCUAUGAAGAGAAAUUCCAAGCCUCUCUAAAUGAAAAUUUGUGUUUGUAUGAGAAAGAGGCCCAGGAUCUGUCAGAGUUGAUUGUAGAGGAAGACAUAAUGAUCCUUAAAACGACUGAUGUUCUUGGCAUGACAACCACAGGGGCUGCUAAGUACAGAGCUCUGCUACAGAAAAUUAAGCCACGAAUUGUGAUCAUGGAAGAGGCGGCUGAGGUACUAGAGGCCCACGUGUUGACCACGUUGACUCCACACUGUCAACACCUGAUCAUGAUUGGUGAUUACAAUCAGCUGAAACCAAAGUUAAUGGAUUAUAAACUGGGCUCUGAGUAUCAUCUGGAUGUAUCACUGUUUGAGCGGAUGAUUAAAAACCGGAUUCCGUGUGAGCAGCUGAGUCAUCAGCACCGAAUGAGACCUGAAAUCUCUCAGCUACUGGCCUCCGUCUUCUACUCCAAUCUCAAAGAUCACAAAUCAGUGUCACUCUAUGAGGAUAUCAAGGGUCUAGCAACAAAUAUCUUCUUCAUUGAGCAUCAGAUGGAUGAGGAUAAUAACACCGAGUCCCUAAGCCACAGCAACACUCAUGAGGCCCAGUUCCUAGCUGGACUCUGUCAACAUCUUCUGCGGCAGGGCUACACCACCGAGCGGAUCACCAUCCUGACUCCCUACAUGGCCCAGAUGUGGAGGAUCCGCUCGAUGGUCCGGGAACUUGGGAUGGCCUCCAUUUCGGUCAAGGCUGUUGACGAUUUCCAGGGGGAGGCAAACGACAUUGUUCUGCUGUCUCUGGUCCGUAGUAACUGGGAAGAGAGGACUGACCUCUUGCAGGACCAGAACCAUCUAUGUGUGGCUUUCUCCAGAGCCAGGAUGGGAUUCUACUGCGUGGGGAACUUCCAGAAGUUGCUGCAGAGCCCGGGAAGGAAGAUGUGGGAGAAACUCCUCCAGGUGCUGAAGGAAAAGGGUCUCGUGGGGAAAGGCCUCCCGUUGCCCUGUCCCAACCACCCAGAAGGCCGAAUCAUCAUCAAGUCCCCGCAGGAUUUCCAGCGGUUCCGUGACUGGGCCUGCGACCAUCCCUGUGACUCCCCCCUGGAAUGUGGCCACCUCUGCAAACACCGUUGCCACACGCACACUCGAGGGCAGCGGGGGUACCGGUGCAAGGAGCCCUGUGGCCGGGUGCUCUGCGAUGGGGGGCAUAGGUGCCCCAAGCGCUGUUGGGAAGAGUGCGGCCCGUGCAAGGAGACGGUGGAGAAGGUCUUGCCCAAGUGUGGGCACGCCCAGAUGGUGCCCUGCGGCCCCACUCCGGAGGCCGCACCCUGUGACCACCCCUGUGAGCGACUCCUGGAAUGCGGGCACCAGUGCCAGCAGCCGUGCAGCAAAAACUGCGCUGACUUCCCCUGCAUGGGCAAGUGCCCGGAGGUGCUGGAGUGUGGUCACCCGUGCGUGGGCACCUGCGGGGACUGCCUCGAGGGCCGGCUGCACCGGGGCUGCAAUCGGAAAUGCGGGCGGCUGCUGCUCUGCGGGCACCGGUGCAAGGACCCCUGUGCCGACAGCUGCCAGCCUUGCCGACUGCCUUGCGCCCACCGGUGCUGGCACGGCCAGUGCCAGAAGAAGUGCCGCGAGGCCUGCGACCCCUGCCUGAAGCCGUGUCCAUGGAGGUGCAGACACUACCAGUGCGGCCUGGCCUGCUUCGAGGAAUGUGACCGCCCUCGCUGUGACCAGCCCUGUGACCAGAUGCUUCCCUGCGGACACCCCUGCGUCGGCCUGUGCGGGGAGGCCUGUCCGACCCUGUGCCGCCUGUGCCACGCGGCCGAGCUGACCGCCACCUUCUUCGGCUCGGAGGGUGACCCUGAUGCCCGCUUUGUGGUGCUGGAAGACUGCGGCCAUGUCCUGGAGGUGAGCGGGAUGGACGGGCUGAUGGCCGAGCGUCCGCGCCCCCUGCAGCUAGAGACUUGCCCAAAGUGCAGGACGUCCAUCCGCUGGCAUAGCCGCUACAACAUGGCCAUCAAGAGGAGGUGGCAUGGCAUCAACCAAGUGAAGAGCAUAACCCUGGGCAGCUCGCAGGAGAUCGAGGAGAAGAAGCAGCAGCUGACUGAGAGCAUCAUCGCAGCCUCCAUCAACCUGCAUUACAUGGAGCAGAGAUACGACAUUCGCAAGAAGGUGGAAGUCUCUCAGUCCCUUCCAGAGCUGGCGGCCCUGGAGAGAGCUCUCGGCAUCUUCCGGUUCCUGGACAUGGUGAGAAAACAAGCAAAAGCCUGCACAGCGGCGCGCCAGGUAAGUUUGGAGUUGAUGCUGACCAGGCUGGACUGGUGGCUGGGCAACAGGCGGGUAACAUUCACCUCCCAGCAGCUGAGCGAGUGCAGGAACGAGAUUGCCAGGAUAUCCUACCGAGCUGAUUUGAUGCGACUGCUCAGUCACUGUGAGGCCAGGAGCGUGGAGAAGGCCGGGGAGGUGGUAAAGGCUAUCGACCCUCUCCUGGGAAAGCUGGAGGGGAAACUGACAGAGGAGAUAGAGGCGAAGAUCAAAGGAGACCUGGAGAAGAUCAGGGAGCUCUUCCCCUGCGAGGGGCUGUGGAUCUCAGAGGACGAGCGGCUGUCGGUGGCCAAAGAUAUAGAGAUGGCAAAGAGAGACUGGUACCAGUGCCCCAAUGGGCACCUGUACGCAGUGGAAGAGUGUGGUAUGUCGGCAGACCAAGCAGAAUGCCUGGAGUGCGCACUGAUGAUCGAAGGAGAAAGCCAACAUCUUGAAGAAGACGCUUCUCAAGCUGCCGAAAUGGAUUCCAGUUCAACCUGUGCCAGCAAUGCCUGAGUGGGUAACCUCUUACCCCAGAUCAGAAAGCUGUGAGCUCUUACCCCAUUCCAAAGAUUCGAAUCCAUAGUUCAGGCUGACAUACCCCAGUGUAGAACUGAGGGAGUGCUACGCUGUUAGAGGUGACAACUUUCAUAUAACGUGUUUAACUGAAGUCCUGUCGGCCCUCUCAGGUGAAUGUAUAAGAUACAUACGCACUAUUUAUGACUAAGAUCAGCAGAGUUCCUAACCGCAUCUUGACAACUAAUCAUCUCUCAACCAAUGUGAGUGAAACAAAUUAUCUGGUCGUAAUCUCACAUUUUUUAUUCAUUCACUGAUAAUCACUUGCAAUUUCCGCUUUUAUUGCCCACCCCUAUUUGCCCGUGAGAAGGUGCUGGUGAGCCACCUUCUUGAACUAAUACAGUCCAUGUGGUGUAGGUACACCCACUAUCCUAACUGGCUUUGGUCCCUAACCCGCUCUCCAAUAGCAAUGGGAAGGAGAUGGAUCUUCACACUAGGAAGACCGGAGAGAUCUGUUACAGUUCUGCUAAGACAAGACGAGUUCUAUGUUUCCUUGGUGUAUAAUAAACAGAAGACUGAA
Molecule: messenger RNA, 6300 nt
Organism: Carcharodon carcharias (great white shark)
Lineage: Eukaryota; Metazoa; Chordata; Chondrichthyes; Lamniformes; Lamnidae
Product: NFX1-type zinc finger-containing protein 1-like
Exons: 14
Coding region: 45-5720 (1891 amino acids)
Biological process (GO): regulatory ncRNA-mediated heterochromatin formation
Cellular component (GO): nuclear RNA-directed RNA polymerase complex
Molecular function (GO): helicase activity
Source: RefSeq, a predicted model, not a curated record